Messenger RNA from Oppia nitens, 1659 nucleotides. Its product is annotated as scoloptoxin SSD14-like. The record is from RefSeq and is a predicted model, not a curated record. Gene Ontology annotation, molecular function: glutathione gamma-glutamate hydrolase. Bases 79 to 1659 code for a protein of 526 amino acids. Gene Ontology annotation, biological process: glutathione catabolic process. Gene Ontology annotation, cellular component: plasma membrane. Lineage: Eukaryota; Metazoa; Arthropoda; Arachnida; Sarcoptiformes; Oppiidae. The transcript is spliced from 5 exons.
AAGUCUCGAUUGGGUGUCUAUAAAGAGUCGGCCGUUUCUACCGAUGCCGCCGAUUGUGCUUCAGUUGGAAAAGAAAUUAUGGAUCUAAACGGUACGGCUGCUGAUAUAGUAAUAGCAGUUUCUCUAUGUAUGGGUGUAGUGAUUCCCGAAUCAAUGGGUUUGGGAGGCGGAGGAGUUAUAGUCUUUUAUAAUCGAUCCACACAGCAAUCGUAUAGUAUAGAUGCUCGAGAGGAAGCUCCCAGAGCUGCCACCAAAAACAUGUAUAAAAACUCGACAAUGUCUCAAACUGGACCAUUAUCAAUAGCAGUGCCAGGAGCAUUGGCCGGUUACUGGGAACUACAUCAAAAAUCGGGUAGAUUAUCAUGGAAUAGGCUAUUUGUCGGUGCCAUCAAAUAUGCCAAACAUGGAUUCAAAGUUAGUGAACAUAUGGCUUACGCUAUCAAACUCAAUGAGGGAUAUAUAAAAAAUCAUACAGCUUUUGGUGAAAUAUAUCUUAACAAAAAAACAGGUCAAGUAAUUAAAGAAAAUGAAACUUUAAUACAAACAACAUUAGCAAAAACGUUGGAAAAGUUAGCAAAAUCUAGAGAUCCAUUAAAACUGUUUUACGAGAACAGUAUGGCUCAAGAUAUCAUUGACGACAUCAAAGAUGCCACAAAUGAUUGGCCUGAAAAUGAAAUCAUAACAUUAGAUGACUUUAGGGAUUACAGAAUCGAUACGACAAAAGAUGUUAUCAAAACUCAAUUCAAGAGAGAAAAUCUGACACUCCAUACAAUGCCAUUACCGGGCACUGGUAUCCUAUUAUCAUUUAUUAUGAAAGUUAUGGAAAACUUUGACGAUCUUUAUCCCAAUGCAUUCAAAUCGCUAAAUACAUCAAUACUUUUUUACCAUCGUUUGAUGGAAACAUUUAAGUACACGUUUUCGUGCCGUAUGUUUUUAGGUGACGACAACUUCGAGGAUAUGGAGGCUUUUAUGCAUAACCUGUCGUCGCCUUACUUUAUCGAUCGGGUACACAAUGAUAUAGACGAUCGCCAAACAUAUAACGACUCCAAACAUUACGGUCCGCGCAUUUUCAUGAGUGAAGAUCACGGCACGUCUCACGUGUCAGUUAUCGACAAAUACGGCAAUGCGGUCGCUAUAUCGGCCACUGUUAAUAUGUACUUUGGCAGUAAAGUGUUGUCCAGACGGACCGGUUUAGUGUUAAACGACGAAAUGGAUGAUUUCAGCUCCAAUUUUACCAAUACUUAUGGUGUGCCGCCGUCUGACCACAACCUUAUUCAGCCAUACAAACGUCCUCUCAGUUCAAUGUGUCCGUCAAUAUUUGUUGAACCGACGGGUAACGUACGACUUAUUAUCGGUGCGAGCGGUGGCACCAAAAUAAUAACUGGAGUGGCAGUCGUUGCAAUCAGACAUCUGUGGAUGAAUGAAACAAUCAAACAGGCUAUUGAUUGGCCACGACUUCAUCAUCAGUUAUGGCCAAAUAAGAUCAUCUAUGAGAGCAACUUUCCUAAAGAUAUCUUAGAAGGACUCAAAAGAUUAGGUCAUAAGACUGAAGAUUUGGGACAAGAAAGGGGUGCUAUAGUUAUGGCUAUUAAUAGAUAUAAUAAUUUGUUUUACGCUAAUUCUGACUUUAGAAAAGGUGGUGAUGUGGACGGCUUAUAA